GUGCAACGUUCACCAAUCCACCAGCCAGCCAUACACACAUUGACCAUUUGUACGGCUCGGAAGUCACACAUGCACUCAUCCAUCCAUCCAUCCAAGGCGGAAAAAGCCGUCAGGUUGUCCACCAGACAGACAAGAGGGACACACCGCCCCUUACGCAAACAAACCUAAUCACCACCUCUCUCACACACAGGUGUACAGUCUGUCUGCCUGAUGCGUGCCUGAUGUAUGUUCGUACGACUGACAUGCCGUCGGUUGCCGUCGGCGGCAAAUCAGUCACACGCACAUCGGUCAGGUAUCACUCACGCAGACAAACUGUAACGAUUACUCACGAGCUGAUGGACCUAGACGUGUCGGGUAAACCGUCGUGCUGCUUCCCGCUACCCUGGCUGCUGCCCUGGCUGCCGCCAUCCUUGCGGAAUCGAGCACGCUUCAACGACCCCGGAGCGGGAAUGCUACCACCACCAGCAGCACCCCUCAGCUGGCUCUCUGGCGAGGCUGAUGGCAUGUCCUGGUCAUCCGACGCCAGAGCCUCGACAGCAGCGCGCUUCUUCUGCUGCGCUGCACUCCCACCACCGCCCCGCCCCUCGUCGGGCUUGCUCUCGGGCGGCGUGCCGAAGAGUCCCUCGUCGAAUCCCGACAAGUCCUGGCUGUCGUGCUGCCUCAACCCUCCCCGUGCCGACCAGGCUGAGCGACCCGGUGCCGCGGGUGAGGGCCCGUCGUUCAUCUGCCGAUCCUCGCCCGCAAAGCCAUUCCGCACCAACUCGCCAAGCCUUUUGUCGCGCAUUGACUGUGAGUCGUCCUGCAUCCCUAGGGGGGGCGGGCCGAGAGGGAGGGGGGGCAGCGAGUCCUGCGAUGGGAAAUCGGCACCCAGCCCCAGCGACCGGUAGCAGGGCGGCGGCAGCUGCAGGUGCGGCUGCGACGACUGAAGACCAGGGGGGCUGCCCGAGUUGUCCUGCAAGGCGGAGAGGACACAGAGAGAGAAUGCGCGGGCUGAGAACAGAUGACGUGAUGAGAGCCGGCCGACCUCGUCGUUGUAUGCCCCUCCGGAGGAUGACGCUUCCAUGCCCUGCGAGUCGCCCUUCUGCGGGGGUGGGCGGAGCAGCGAUGACGGGAUGGCAGGGGGAGGCCGACAGGGGGCGACGGGGAGGGGAAGCCGCGCAGGUUCGGACGGACCGCCAUCAACACUCGGCAUGGGAGCUGCAAAGGCGGAAAGAACGAGAAUCCUCACUUCUCGAUCUUUGUCUCUGGUUUCCCCAACCGCCCUCUUUCGUACCUAUGAUUUUCAGGUUCUCAAUGCUCAUCGGUGCCAUCCCGCCGACGGCCGGGCUGGCGUGCUGCUGACCUCCCCUGUGCGCACCCUUGAGCGAUGCCCGCUCCUGCCUGCGACCACCACCACCGCCGCCGCCAGCAGUGCGGUCGGCCUUUGACUCCCUUGGUGGCGCUGGGGGCGGGUGUUGCUGCAGCAGGGGGUGCUGGCUCUUGUCGAACUGCUUCCGGCGCCUCUCGAGGUAGGUCUCGUCCGUGUGCCGCACGCUCGCAAACGACACGUUGGGCUUGUCCAUGCCGUGGGCUUUGAAGUACUCGUUGAUCUCCCGCCGCACUUGAAUGGCGAAGGUGUCAGAAAGGGACGGCUCGCUGUUGUUGCGGCCACCACUGGCAGCAGCCGCCGCCCCCCACUGCGGAGAUGGGGCGUCGUCAUCGAAGCCGUCCUCGUCGUCCAUCUCGGCAGCUACUGAGGCGCGCUUGCCGGCCGCCGUGGUGCGGCGUGCCACUGCUGUGGUGCGGAUGACGAUCUUGGCUACCUCGCCGGCACCGAUCUGACAUGGUGGUGUGGAUGUGUCCCAUGGGCAGCGAAGGGGUGUUUGUGUUUGUGUGUGGUGUGCUUACGUUGAUCCACUGGUUGUCUUCAUCAGUUGGGGUGGGGAAGAGGCGGGAGUACAGCGUCUGGCGCUGGGCGUCAGACAUCAGCCUGAGCUCCUCAGACACCAACGAGUAGUGCUGCAGCCAGAUGGCAGCAAGGCAGCGACCAUCACAGCAGACACACACAACACUCACAAGACUCAUCAGCCUGUGUGUAUGCGUGUGUGUGUGUGUGCAGUGGCUGUGUGUGUGGACGCACUUUUCCGCAUGGGGCGAAGUAGUAGAAAUGCACGUCGGAUGCCAAACGCAACUCGUAACCUGCACACACACACACACACACACACAGCUUUACACGAGAGGUCUCAUCUUCCAUUCUCUCUGUCUCUCCCUCUCUCUCUCUGUGUAAGCUACCGGCAGCGAUUUUCUCUAUGUAGUCCGAGUAGGGUGUGCUGUGAAGGCUCACAGUGGCCGUCUUCCGGCAGUACGGCACAGACACAGUGCCAUAUCCCUGACAAACGGAUGGAUGGAUGGAUGGACCCAUCACACACACACACACACACACAUAUUGCAAUGCAACCCCGCAUGUGCCCCUCCCUCGUGUCUGUGUGUCUUGUGUGCCCCAUUCAUUCCCUGCCGCACUUUUAGGUUGAAGGACUUCUUGCUGGUGCCCUCGGUGCCCUUCUUGGAGCCCUUCCCACCAGUGACUACCUUGACAGGCACCUGACGACUGAACGACAGACAGACAGACAGACACAGUGGGUGGGUGGGAGGGAGGGAGGGAGGGACGGAGGGACGGAGGGAGGGAGGGACACACCGCACCAAACCACACCACAUGUCAGAUCACAGAUGUCACACGUGUUUCUUCCACAUCAGCAGGGCGAGCUUAACGCACCUCUUGCUAGAUGUGUCGGCCAGGCUGCCGCCCACCGUGGCGAAAAACACCGCUGCCAUGUCAGUGAGUCAGACAGACAGACAGACAGACAGACGCCAGUGAAAAGGACAACAGCAUGAGGCAGAGGGAUGUGUGUGUGAGUGAAUGGGUGGGGUGGCUCACUCACUGUUGUCGUAGAAUCUGAGUGACGACUGGGGGGGCCUGUUGAAGACGGGCAGCUCCGCCAUCGCCCUGGCCUCCUUAUCCCCCAUACACAACAGCUUCACAGCCUGGAGGAAAGAAUCAAGGUGGCACACACACACAGGUGGGAGGGAGGGAGGGAGGGAGGGAGGGGAGGCGUGAGAGUGCACAAACGAUGAGAGUCUGUCUGUCGGUCUCAGCCUCGAUGAGCUCACCUCGUCGGCCUUCUCGUAGAUGUGUUUCAUUUCGACAUUUCUGAGGGUGACUGGUGUGUCCUGCAAGAUGCGCGCCGCCAUAUCCUGCACACACACACACACCCCCACACACAGCCAUCGAUGCAGCCGUCCGCGAGAGAGAAGCCCGCCCCUGCUGUUGUAUUGCCCAUGGUUUCUUUGUACCUCCCGCAGGUAGGUCAGGAGUCGUGUGAGGUCGAAGCCCCCAUCGCCCCGCACACGAUCUAUCAGGUCACGGAUGCCUGCAAUCACACACACACACACAAACAAACGACAGAGGGAUUUUCUCCUCGCUCGUGGCACAGCCAUCCUGAGUGGCUGGCUGCCCGGGAUCGAUCUGGUUACCCACUCACCGCGUCUGAGCAUGUACUUGUCGACGGGAUUGAGUUUGAGUCCAGGAGAGCUCACUGCUCGGUGCACCUCGCAAUACAACUCCUGCACAGCACACACACAGAAAGAACAAAAGGCACACAUCGAUCACAGGAAGCACCAGUGCUGUGUGUCUGUCCUCACUGACCGCGCCGCCCACGUGCAGCAGGCCAUCUGCCUACCCUACCCUAGCUGACCUGCAUGAGCGAUUCGAUGUCGUCUGCGUCACCAUUCUGGACCACACUGCUCGCCGACGGCUGAGGAACCAGCGCCAUGUCGAUCUCGCCGUUUCUACCCCUUUUGAUGCUGCCGCUCGUCGUCUUGCUCUGGCUGUGGCUGGGCUUGUUGGCCGGCGGCUGUUCUUUCUUGCCGGGCAUGGCUGAACUGGAGGGCUCGCUAAUCUGGUACUCAAACUUUGGGAAAGUGGCCCAGGUCACAGUCGCUAGAUGGUCCGAAGAAGGCAAUGACAUCCGGGGAGGCACGUCAGCAUCAAAAAUCGAAACUGCC
Molecule: messenger RNA, 4041 nt
Organism: Vitrella brassicaformis
Lineage: Eukaryota; Vitrellaceae
Source: the annotation of a GenBank genome assembly